GCUAACAUCAAAACAAACCUCUGCGCGGCAGUUUGACUUCUUUACAUGAAAACCUGUGAACGAUGCUGCAACCAGAGCUGCUCCAGCUCCUGACAGAGGGACAUUUAAGCUGCGAGGAAGACAUAACGACAGGGGACACACAGGAGCCGAGGCGGAGCGGAGACCAGGAGGGAAACCCGUUUAGCUUCAGCCCGCAGCUCAUACACCUGCACAAGGACCACGAGCUCUUCGAGGAUGGGGACAUUCUCAGACACAUGUACCUGCAGGACCUCUACAUCUCAGAGGCUGAAGACAAACCGACACUCAGUGUGUCCGAGUUUGCCUGUCACAUUUCUGGCUGCAGUGCAGUCUUCAGCACUUUGGAGGAGUACGAGCACCACUACAACUCUCUUCACAGACACGUGUGCUGCUCCUGCCGGCGCUCCCUGCCAAGUGCCCGGCUCCUGGACAUUCACAUUCAGGAGUGGCACGACUCCCUCUUCACUAUCCUCGCCGAGAAGCAAGAUAUGUACCAGUGUUUGGUGGAGGGCUGUGGACUGAAGUUCAGGACGAGUAAACACAGAAAGGAUCACCUGAUAAGAAUUCACAAGUAUCCUCCAGACUUCAGAUUUGACAAAACCAAGAAGGACAGAGGAACCCGGCAGACGAAGAGACAGCAGCAGAAAGACGCAGCUAUGGAGGUAGUGGACGAUGUGUGUGAGUCAGAGGGUGUGUGUGAAGUUAUGUGUGAUGCGCUGUCUGACCAACAUGAGCAGGGAGAAUCCAUGGAGACGCAUGUGUCUGAGGAGGAAGCUGUUCGCAUGGAAAAGUUGGCCUCUACUGCUCACAGCGCGGGGAAUCCAAGCACAGAGCCACAAAAACCACGAUACUCCUACAGGGUCCCCACAACUGUGUGCUUCGGUCACGGCUCCGUAAGAGGCUUCAGAGGGGGGCGGGGAAGAAGGAAAUAAAGCCAGAAUUCUGUUUUCAGUCCUUUAACAUGAAUAACUUUAUAUUCCUGUCUUGUAAAGAGAUAUUAAAAAUGCCAUAUAUGUCCAUGACUUAAAAUAAAUGUUUGAAAUAAAAAUGUGAUGGGCCG
Plectropomus leopardus (leopard coralgrouper) is the source of this 1078-nucleotide messenger RNA. It is a transcript of the gene znf511, whose product is annotated as zinc finger protein 511. NCBI's taxonomy places the organism in Eukaryota, Metazoa, Chordata, Actinopteri, Perciformes, Serranidae. The record is from RefSeq and is a predicted model, not a curated record.